Molecule: messenger RNA, 492 nt
Organism: Trypanosoma cruzi
Lineage: Eukaryota; Euglenozoa; Kinetoplastea; Trypanosomatida; Trypanosomatidae
Exons: 1
Coding region: 1-492 (163 amino acids)
Source: RefSeq, a predicted model, not a curated record
AUGUACACGGAGAGAGAGAGGGCAAGAGUAUCAGCGAAUGACACGCCGCUUACAGGUGCAUUAUUUAACUCCUCAUUCACCUCAAGCGUGACGGAGUUCUCUAACUUCUCUAUGGGGAAAUCUUCCAUGGGCUUCCACAGCACAUGCCCUCUGAGGGAUAACUGGAGUUUCUGCAGCGAUGGCAAAUCCAUCCGAUGGAAGGAAAACCCUGACAAUGAACUCCCAGAGUCGUUACCGGAAAGGCGUGGUUUAAUUUGGUUGCGACGACGACGGCGGCUUUCAGAAAUGCGGCGAACACCUGUUCCGUCAUCCACGCUGGCGUCGAAGCCAUCGACGUGCUUCUCUCCGUUUGCAGGUCUCAAACCACAUGGGAACCGUCAUGACUUGCGAGGGUCGUCAUCAUCGUCGUUUUAUUUUUUGGUGGAACGUUUGAUUGCCUUUACGCUCUGCUUGCUGGUAGUGUUUUUCUUUAUCCUUGUCCUUUUGUAUUAA